AUGGCUCAUAGGCCUCUUGAAGUAUUCUACCAUUGCGCGCCUCUACGCUGGCUCAUCUGUGGCCCGUUAGGGGGUCGAGUGGGCGGGCGGCGGGGUGGUUUAAUUAGCGCGCGGACCGCGGACCGUCGGGCUACAGCCUGUCGAUGUCCCGAGCGGCCCCGCAGCCCCUUUGUCUUGCCGCCUCUUUGUCCAGACACGAUAAGCGGCCGCGGAGCGAGACCCGCAACGCCGGCCUCUAAUCACCCGCCGAGGUCGCGCUGUGCCGCCCUCGAUCGUGUGCGAAUGGAAGACUAUCCAUGUACUAUCUCCUCACGCCUCACG
This is a messenger RNA of Iphiclides podalirius (scarce swallowtail), 321 nucleotides long. The record is from the annotation of a GenBank genome assembly. Lineage: Eukaryota; Metazoa; Arthropoda; Insecta; Lepidoptera; Papilionidae.